Molecule: messenger RNA, 3195 nt
Organism: Nicotiana tabacum (common tobacco)
Lineage: Eukaryota; Viridiplantae; Streptophyta; Magnoliopsida; Solanales; Solanaceae
Product: protein NLP7
Molecular function (GO): protein binding; DNA-binding transcription factor activity
Source: RefSeq, a predicted model, not a curated record
UCCUUUUUGGAGUAUAAUCUCUGAUAGGAUAUGGACCUUUUGGAUCGUUUGAGUAAGAGAAGAAAAAAGAAAAUUGACAGAGCACUAGUGACUAGCCUAUGUGGCCUACACAAAGAACUAUGUACCAAAUUUAUGUGCUUUCAUAAAUUCUUUUCUCUCUUUUUUAUUGGUUGGUUUAUAUUCCAAGUUGGCAUAUUUAAAUGGAUUGUGUUCAUUUUCACAACUUAGAAUGAGAGAGAGGAAAGUAAUUAAGAGGAUUUUGAUUCUUGAUUUGUUAUAAUAAAUUCUUUAAUCAUGCCUAUUGAACUGAAAUUUUCUUAUAGAAAACGAAAUGAUGGCAUUAAUCGGUGGGUUUUUUGGACUCAACAUAAUGGUGAUGAGUUGAACCAAGUUAAAUCCCUCUUUCCAAUUCUCAGAGAUUCUACUCAACCUGAUACAAAUGGUGACUGUCAAUUGAACAGAUUGACAAUCAAGAAUCUAGUCGAGCUUCUUGAUGUUCAAGGUACUUGUUUGAUUCAAUUUUGGGCACCUAUAAGGAAUAAUGGUGGGAAGACUUUCUUAACAACAGCAGACCAGCCUUUUUCUUUUAAUGGCAAGAUUCACGAGGGUCUGUGGGCGUACAGGCGUGUAUCUCUUCACACAAUAGCGUCCGUGGACGCCACAGAGAUCGAUGAAACUAAACGCAUAUGCGUCCAUGGCCGUCCAGCGCGCGUCUUCAGAAGUGGAAUGCCUGAAUUCAGUCCUCAUGUCAGAUACUAUUACAUGGAUGAAUACCCUUUGCGCAAUUUUGCAAUGUGUUUGGGAGUAGGUAGCUAUUGGACUUUGCCAGUAUUUGAGAGUUCAGGGGACCGUUGUAUUGGCGUACUGGAAUAUGCUUUCGAGGCAAAUGUAGGUCUUGAUCUUUACUCUAUCUUAGACCGUCUCAUCAACAAUCACAGAAUACUUAAGACAAUGGGUCUAGCUCUCAUUCCUUCAUGGUUAGCAUGCCCGCAAGAGAUACAAGAAGUAUGGGAGCAAGAACUUGCUCAAGUAAAGGAGGCUUUGGACGUAACAUGUAAGACUCACAUGUUACUCUUUGCUCAAACUUGGAUUCCAGUGCUUGAUUCAAGUAGAACACAAAUGUUGAUCACCUCGCCCCCAACAAAAUAUUGGAGUGAAGAGAUAUCGUCUCUUGAAUUUUUGGCUGUUAGUGACCUACAUCAUGUACAGAUUGGUCAAGGAUUGGUUGGAAAAGUGCUUUCAUCAAAGGGUUCAUGCUUUUGCCGAGAUAUAACUCAAUUAAGCAUAGAUUUUUACCCCUUAGUACCAAUUGCCCGCUGUGCUGGAUUUACCGCCUGUUUUGCAAUUUUUGUGAGACUGAAUAGUGCAUGCCACAUGGUACUAGAAUUCUUUUUACCACGUGAUGAGAUGCUCGAUAGAAAUCCACAAAGUUUCUUGAGCAAGCUAUUAGCCACAAUUCGAGAGCAACUUCCGAGCUUUUUCCUUGAUUCAGGACCAAGCCUGUUUGUUGAGGUUAUCAGAACUGCUCCUGUCGAUGAGCUUGAUUCCUUUGAGAUAAACCAACCACAACAAGUGGUUCGAUCAAAGGGAAACGAAAAGGUGGUGCAUUUUGAUUCCUUGAAUCAAGAUACCGCUGAUUUAGGGCCUUCGAGUUCAACUGAUAUAGGAGCUCAUUACAUGGAAAUUACAAACCAUACUCCUGAUAAUGGAGAAGAAACUGUGCUGCAAGAUUCAGCACACAAACAAGGAGUUGAGGAAGCUGAUGCAAUGGACAAAGAAAAGAGUUCUGUACAUUUCAAAGAGAACAAAUUUGCCUAUACUGAUUCAGACAUACUUGCAACAUCAUUUGUUGAUUCAGAGCAAAACUUGUCUACUGAUAAAGCUUCGCUCGAUGAAAAACUUGAUUCCUUCAAAAUAGGCCAUCGUCAACUUCCCUCGAUGGUACAAUAUAACACCAUCAAUCAAAUAUUUGGUUUUGAUCCUUCAAGUUCAUCUGAUUUAGAAGAAAUUGUAACUGCGGAUUAUGGACGGGACACUCAAAUGAAUCUUCAGUCAAAGAAGAGAGGAGAAAGUACACAGCCAGAUUCAGCACAUCAGCAGACAGUGGAGGAAGCUGAUGUAGCGGACAAACGAAAGCAUUCUGUGCAUGUCGAAGAGAAUACAAAUUCCCAGAAUUGUCCAGAGAAACAUAAAAGGAUAAAGAGGAUAGAAAAGGAGUAUGGCAUUAGUCGUAGUGUUCUAGAAGAACAAUUUGGAAAGAAACUUUCUGAUGCUGCAAAGAGUUUAGGAGUUGCUCGAAGUACCUUGAAGCGCAUGUGCAGAGACUACGAUAUAUACAGGUGGCCACGUAGUAAGUCUGCAAAUGAUGUAUGCUCGCUUUCUGAAAACAAACCAGUAAAAAGAGUUGAAAAACAGAUGGGGAAUUCCAGUCGAGAAGACCUACAGCUACCACAUGCUAGUCUGUCUAAUGGAAUGGAUACAACUACGACGUUGACUCAGAGGAAGGUGCCUAUUGCUACAUUUCAGAGCGACAACACCAUGAGCGUAAAGGUAACUUACAAAGAUGUGACCAUAAGGUUUCCGCUCUCUCUUUCAUCGGGGAAAAUUGAUUUGGAAACAGAAGUUGAAAAGAGAUUGAAAUUAGUACCGGUUGGAAGUUAUUCUAUAAAGUAUGAAGAUGAAGAUAACGAUUGGAUUGCAAUAACUUGUGAUUCAGAUUUAGAGUAUGGAAUACACACUUUAAGAUCAUUAGGAAGAACUACAAUGAAGAUGUUGGUUGAGCCCUUGAAUUAAUUUUACUGAUUAUGUACAUGUCAUAUGUCCCCUAUUUUUAGUGUUCAUGCACCAUAGUACAAUAGACACUUGUACGAGGCGUGGAAACAGCCUCUUGCAUAAAUGCAGGGUAAGGUUGCGCACAAUAGACCCUUGUGGUCCAGCCCUUCUUCGGACCCCGCGCAUAGCGGGAGCUUAGUGCACCGGGCUGUCCUUUAUUCACCAUAUUUUUCCCAUCAGCUUAAAGCUUUCCUUGAGCCUAAUGCUUUUUAGUUACUAAUGUUAAUACGUGGUUGUAACGUGUUAAAUGCUAGGAUUUUGUUAGGUUUUGUUAUCUUGUAAUUGUUCUACAUCUGGUAGGAUCCCUAGAUUGUAUUCUACGUUUCUUCGGUCUGUGCUGGAUAUGUGUUAUGACUUAUGUCU